Messenger RNA from Amphimedon queenslandica, 1578 nucleotides. Its product is annotated as E3 ubiquitin-protein ligase TRIM71-like. The record is from RefSeq and is a predicted model, not a curated record. The transcript has 4 exons. Gene Ontology annotation, molecular function: zinc ion binding; protein binding. The coding region runs from base 1 to 1578 and encodes 525 amino acids. Lineage: Eukaryota; Metazoa; Porifera; Demospongiae; Haplosclerida; Niphatidae.
AUGUAUAGUUUAAUGAAGAAGACAGCAGUUUUGCCAAAUCCUCAAGAAGACAUAUGUAGUGACCAUGGAAGACCUUUGGAGCUUUUUUGUGAAGCAUGUAAUAAAGUAAUCUGCGUUACAUGCUUGGCUCAUGAUCACAAGCAUCAUGAAUAUGAAUUAAUCACUGACAGUUAUACUAAACACUGUCAAAAGUUAAGAGAAUGUCUAUCACCAGUUGGGAGGAAGAAGGAAGCACUCGAGAAGUCAGAGAGGAAACUGACUGAGCAAGCAAAGAGGGUUAUUGAUGCUAGGCUGAAGGUGCUUACAGAGCAGAUGAAAUCUGCAGAAAGGAGCUUGAGUCUUCUGGAGGAGAUUGAGAGUUCUGUGGACAACAUUUUGAAAACAGGUAGCCAUCAACAAGUUCUAGGGUUGGAGAAGCAGAUGAUAGAGCGUAUGAGUGAAGUUACUGCAGGGAUCAAUAUGGAGGAGCUACAUCCAAUGGAAAAAACUGACUUUGAAUUAAGUAAAGAUAUCAAAUCACUACAUCACAUUGGAGAUAUUUUGUCUCACUCAUCUACUGCACUAGAAAAAAGUCAAGUGAAGAAGAUUAAUGAUUGUAUUAGAACUGCAGAAAAAUCGGUUUCAUUUUCACUAUCAUUAGUGGCACCAGAUUCAUCUCUUUUGUCUGUUCCCCUCUCUUCCAUCAGCUGCAGUCUAGUACCAGUUGUGAAAGUACAAGUGUAUGGUCUACAACUUGGAGAUACCUCACUAGUCAUCCCUAUCAAUCCUUACCUUGAUAGUGUAGCUCCAGUAUUUGCUAUAGCUGAGCUUAAAGGCCCCUGGGGAGUUGCUGUAAAUGAAGAUAAUCAAGCUGUAAUAACUAUGUUUAAUGGACACUGUGUAGCAAUACUGGAUAGAGCUGGAAAGAAAAUGAAAUCAUUAGGAGGAAGAGGAGGAAGUGGUAAUGUUAAGUUUUCUUCACCUCGUGGUGUAGCCAUUACUUCAGAUCAAUUCAUUUUGGUUUCUGAUAAUCAUAAGAUCCAAAAGAUAAGCAUGGAUGGAUACCUUGUAGCAUCUGUUGGUGAAAAAGGCAAUGGACCAUUACAAUUCAAUGUUCCUGAUGGUAUAGCCAUUUCUCCAAAAACAGGACAAGUUUAUGUUGCUGAUUGGAAUAAUCAUCGUAUACAAGUCUUGAAUGCUGACCUAACAUUUUCUCAUUUAUUUGGGAGUAAAGGAUCAGCUAGUGGUCAGUUCCAGUCUCCAUGUGACGUUGCUGUUGACAGUGAAGGAUGGGUAUAUGUUGCUGAUACUUUGAACAAUAUCAUUCAGAAGUUCACUCCAGAAGGAAAUUUUGUGACUCAGUUUGGUAGCAAUGAGUCUGGUCUCGGAGAACUUGAUAAGCCAACAGGUAUAGCAAUAGACACUGCAGCUACUGGUCUGGUAUAUGUUAGUGAAUGGGGCAAGAGCCGCAUCUCAAUAUUUACCUGUGAGGGUGUCUUUGUUAACAGCUUUGUUAGGGAAGGCAAACAGUUUAACAAUCCUUAUGGAAUAUCAUUUGAUAAGGAUGGAUUCUUGUAUACAGUGACAUGUGAUUGUUAA